AGGUCUCUGUGCGGUUGAUAUAUUGUGUCAAUAAUUUUAAUCUUUGUAAAGACCGAUUCAAGGGCAGUACACGUUAACAAUUCAGUUCAAGUUAGGUGAAAUCAAAAUGGAUAUAAAAACUGCACUUAUAGAAGGGCUACAGUCGAACCCUAAAUAUUUGCCGGUGUGGUACCGAUACGACAAACAGGGGUCAUUAUAUAAUGACAAGUGCUUAUCUGACAAUAAAUUCUAUUAUUUUUAUAAAUCGGAGCUUAAUGUUAUUUCAACGAGUGUUAAGGAGAUUAUUGAUCAAGUAGCAUCACCAUGUAUUCUGGUGGAAAUGGGCAGUGGCAAUUCAGAAAAAUCACGAACAUUUAUAGACGCCAUACUACAAAGACAGAAAACAUUGACAUAUAUUCCAGUAGAUAUAUCUGCAGAUUUUCUGCAAGAAUGCAGUGACGCCUUGUCUGUGGAUUAUGGCGAGAAGCUCAAUGUCAAACCUAUUGCCGGUGAUUACAGUGUUGGAAUUCAACAAAUAAGCUCGAUUCCUGGACGUAAAUUAAUUAUUUGGCUGGGAGGAGGUUUCCAGAACCAACCAUACUCUGUCCAGGUGCAAAGAAUCCAUAGUCUUUCACAAACCAUGACAGAAGAAGACCGCUUGCUGAUAGCUCUAGAUAUUACACAAGAUGCCGAGGCUGUUGAAAACGCAUACCUAGAUCCAACAGGAGUUGCUGCUCCAUUAUACCUCAACGCUCUAUGGCGUCUGAACAGAGAAUAUGGCGGCAACAUAGACACGGACAAGUUUCAGUUGGAAGCCAAGUUCGAAAGGAGCACGGAAGCUGAUCGACUUAGUCGACUUGUUCUAAAAGCUGUUUCAAAAUGUGAUCAACGUUACAAUAUAACUGGUCUAGGUAUUGAUGUUACCUUCAAAACUGGAGAGUACCUACAGUUGCACGAGGGCGAGGGAGUGAGCUGUAAAUAUUCAGAACAUCAAAUCCGAACUUUGGCGCAGAAAGGGGGACAGAGGCUUGAUAAAAUAUGGACUGACAGUGAAAACCAUGUUGCUUUAUGUUUUAUAGCAAAAUAGAAUGUAAAAGAGAA
Messenger RNA from Mercenaria mercenaria, 1080 nucleotides. RefSeq names its product histidine N-alpha-methyltransferase-like. The record is from RefSeq and is a predicted model, not a curated record. Gene Ontology annotation, molecular function: methyltransferase activity. The coding region runs from base 107 to 1066 and encodes 319 amino acids. The transcript is spliced from 7 exons. Lineage: Eukaryota; Metazoa; Mollusca; Bivalvia; Venerida; Veneridae.